Molecule: messenger RNA, 432 nt
Organism: Prunus armeniaca (apricot)
Lineage: Eukaryota; Viridiplantae; Streptophyta; Magnoliopsida; Rosales; Rosaceae
Source: the annotation of a GenBank genome assembly
AUGCCCAAAAAUGGCGAGCUUUACAUUUCCCUCCCUGCCUGGGUCGCUUCACUGAAUCACUUCCCAUCAAAGUCUUCAAGUUCAAGGCCGAAAAAGAGGUGGGCAAUUUCUCAUUUGACCUCUCAUGGCACCUCCAAGAAAUCAAAGAAAAGCAAGAAAGAUAGGAAAUUGAAGAAAAACUUAAGCUUGGUUCCAGUCGAGCCUAAAGCCGCAGACUCUGACUGGUGGGAUAGUUUCUUCAACCCAAGGGUACUUUUGUUUGUGGCAAGGCCAAGGACUUUUGUUCAAGGAAACCUUCCGAAUUCCAUGGUUUACAGAAAUGUUGAGCAGUAUCCCAAUGCAAAGGAAUGUUCCUGGAAUUCUAAAAUUCUCAUACUUGAGAUUGAUGCUCCCAUUUACUUUGCAAAUACCAACUACUUAAGAGAAGAGUAA